CUUAGCUCAGCCUCUUUGUAAGAAUCAUCUUUCAGCCUCGGAGAGCUUGUAUUUUCACUUUCCAUUCUUUUUUUAUACAGUGACAACCAGGAGGGAGAGGGCAGAAAACUGGCAGACAAAGGGAGAGGGUUGGAAGGAGAAGAGGGUAAAAUUGCAGGAAGCAACACCUCAGAAGAGAGGAGUGAAUGUUUGAGCUUCACUGCAAUCAUCCAACUGGCGGCAGUACAGCAAGAAUGAUGGAUAUUGAAGAAUUUAAAGGAUAUGUUUAUGAUGGGAGUCUGGUAGAUGCUGUGUCUAAUGUCCUAGCAAAACCACUGGAGGCAUUUGCCAACACUCCCCUCCGCAUUGCAGUAGUAGGAGAGCUGGGCUCCGGGAAAUCCUCCUUCAUCAACGCCAUGCUGGGCCUUGAUGCAGAUGACCCGCGUGCUGCUGAAACUGGCAUACAUACCAUGACGGUAGAGGUCAAGACUUACCCAUAUCCGACACUUCCACAAGUCAUCCUAUGUGACCUCCCAGGAAAAGGAUCCUCAUCUUUCGGGGAAAACACUUUUGCUAAGAAGGUAGACUUAAAUUGCUUUGAUUUCUUCAUCAUAGUCGGCUCCCAGCGUUUCCGUUCCACUCACGCUGACCUGGUCCAUGAGAUCCAAGAAAUGGAAAAGAGGUUUUACUUUGUGCGUGCCAAAGCAGACCUUGACCUGAUGGCCACCAAGAGGCAACGGCCUUCUGCCUACAAUGAGGAGAAGAUCCUUUUGCGCAUCAAAGAAGACUGCAGAGAAUGCUUGAUAAAAGAAUGGGUGAGGGACCCACAAGUCUUCAUAGUAUCCAAUAUGGAACCCAGGUGCUUUGAUUUCCCCCUCCUGCAGGAAACACUGAAGGCUGAUCUCUUGAGGCUGAAGAGGCAAGCCUUUCUGCUCAGCCUGCCUAGCAUCUGCAUGCCCACCUUAGAGAAAAAAAAAGAAGCCAGGAAGAGGAAGAUUUGGCUCACAGCCAUUUGCUCUGGCUUAAUUGCUGCCAUCCCAGUUCCAGGCCUCUCAUUCAUGGCUGCCAUGUUCCUGUUUGUGAACUUCCGCACUCAGUGCUUCCUGGACUUUGGCUUGGAUGAUCGAUCCCUUGCAGCUCUUGCUCAGCUUGUUGGGAAGUCAGAGGCAGUCCUGAAAGCAGUGAUGAAGUCCCUUGUGCUAAAACCAGUAAUUUUAUGGAGGCUUCCAGACUUAGUGGGUGCCACAGUGAUGAUAGCAGAAUAUUCCUACGGAUGGAGUUUCCCCAUCUUUGGCUGCCUACUGUCCGGAGCAAUUUCACUGCCUUCUACCUACUUCAUGCUGCAGAAAUGUGUAUCGGAUGUUGCUGAUGACACUCAAAGGGUUCUGACCAAAGCUCUGAAAGCUGCAGAGAAGGAGCCUGUUUAGUUGCAGACACCAGAAACUCUACAUGAGGCUUUAUAGAUUGUGUAGUUCUGCAUUUGUGCGCUCUAAGCAUGGAUUUUGGUGACUGGGAAUGGAAUUCAAUAUCAUGAAAAUAUGAGCUAUUUUUAAAAGGCUAGCAUGUUUCUAGAUCGUACUGUAGAAAGAGAUGGAGUCAGACAAAAGGGCUGUCUGUAUUCCAAACAUGGGGGGCAGAUACUGAGGUUGAUGGUCAACCUCAUUUUAUGUAAUCUUUCAAAUGACAUAUAAGCCACUUUGGCAAUUCUAGCGGAAUCAAAGGGGAGUUUAUCACUCAUUUUUGUGUUGAUUGCUUCCAGCAACCUUGUUAAUCCAGAAAGUUUAACCCAGGAGUUUGGCACUUUAUUUUCCCCACGGUUAUAUCAAUACCCUAUAGAUUGUAUCAUAUUGCUGACCCUGAGCACAAAGAAAGCUAAUGUUUCUUUUAACAUGUCUAUAGAUUUCUACACGUAUCUGUUUGUAAAUGCAGAAAUGUAACCUGAAUGUAUCCCCCACUGAAGGGCCUCUCUUGUUUCAAUACUCCCCUUUUCCUAUCUGUACUUUGUUCUUUUGGCUCCUAGCGCUUAUCUCAAGGUUGCACAAACUAUGCAAGUGAAUGUCUGCAAAAGAAGCAAGAUGUUCCUAGCUUUGUUACUUUAAGCACCCCUCUUUACAUAUCUAAAAGUCACUUUGUCUACAGUUAUUUUUCUUGUAGUUUAUGACGUCUGCUCCCCAUUUUUGUAACCACUGGGGAAUCUAUAAAAUCUACUGUAUUUCAAUAAACGGGGUUCCCACUUCUGAAAGGCAACUUGCUGGCAGGUUUUGGGACCCCUUUGCAAAGGUAAUUUUGGCAACUUAUUUCCUGAUCUCUGGCAGUGGGUUAUUGCUCUCAACUCCGCAUCUUCCCGGGUGGAUGUGAGCUGAGUAGACAGUGACGGCUUGCAUGUUGGGUUUGGACCUAACAUUAGUCAAAAUUGCAUACAAAAAUGUAUUUAUUAGGAGAAAUUUAAACUAAAAUGCUGAAGAAUUUUCUCGAGAAUUGAAAAAAAAAUCACAAAUUGCUCCAGAAAUAUGGAGAACUGAAUUUAAGAUUAAAACAAUGAAAAAGAGAGAGAACGGAAACUGACAGAUCAUUCCCUCCCUAGUCACCCACACAUGUAGCUUGGCUGCUUACAAACUGAAUCUCUUCCCCAGGGCUAGGCAAUAGUUUGGUUAGACUAUCUAGCAAACAUUCCUGAGUAGUUGCAUCACUUCAAAGCUGAGCAGCUAACAGCGCAUUGGGAAGCAAGCAAAGCUAAGAGCAGCAGACAUAUCUUAUUGUUCACAGCCCAGACCUGGUUGAAGAAGAUGAAGAUGAUGAAGAAGAGGGAGUCCAUCCCCUCCUUGAGAAACUCUCCCAUUUAUAAGUUUUCCAUAUCUCCCAAUAUGGAAAAAGAAGGUACAGCUAAAGAGAAAGAGAAAUGCUUCUAAAAAUAAAGCAUGCCAAAAGCGUCUGCUUUUAAUCCUCAACAUG
Rhineura floridana is the source of this 2931-nucleotide messenger RNA. RefSeq names its product interferon-inducible GTPase 5-like. Lineage: Eukaryota; Metazoa; Chordata; Lepidosauria; Squamata; Rhineuridae. Gene Ontology annotation, molecular function: GTP binding; GTPase activity. The record is from RefSeq and is a predicted model, not a curated record. Bases 186 to 1406 code for a protein of 406 amino acids. The transcript has 2 exons. Gene Ontology annotation, cellular component: membrane.